This is a messenger RNA of Trichoderma gamsii, 936 nucleotides long. Its product is annotated as isoflavone reductase family protein. The record is from RefSeq and is a predicted model, not a curated record. Lineage: Eukaryota; Fungi; Ascomycota; Sordariomycetes; Hypocreales; Hypocreaceae. The coding region runs from base 1 to 936 and encodes 311 amino acids. The transcript has 2 exons. Gene Ontology annotation, molecular function: oxidoreductase activity.
AUGGCGUCCUUUAAGCCUUCGCAUAUUCUGGUGUUCGGUGCCACAGGCAACAUUGGCAAAUACAUCGUCAAUCGGCUCAUCACCGCUAAGCCUCCGUUCCCUCAAAUUUCGAUUUUUACUUCUGCCAACACAGUGUCCACCAAGGCUGAACUUUUGAACAAAUGGAAAGCCGCGGGAGUAUCAGUUGUCGUUGGUGAUAUUAAAGACUCGACGGAAAUUAAAAAUGCCUACCAAGGCAUUGACACCGCCAUCAGCUGCCUUGGCAGAGGGGCUCUACAGUAUCAAUUUGAGCUCAUUAAGCAAGCGGACGCGUCUGAAUCCGUGCGGUGGUUUUUCCCUUCAGAAUACGGCACUGAUCCAGAGCACAACCCCAGCAGCGCAAAUGAAAAACCUCAUACGUUCAAACGGGCAGUUCGCAAGAUGUUUGCUGAAGAGAUAAAAAAUCUGAAGCCGACGUACCUGGUUGUAGGGCCAUACAUUGAGAUGUGGGUUCCUAAAGAUUCAGUGAGCGGCUUUGACAUACAGAAGCGAGAAGCAACUCUGCUUGAAGAUGGCGAGCAGCCUAUUGGCUUCACCGCUAUGGAUGACGUUGGUAAAGGAGUGGUGGCUGCAUUACAACGCCCAGAAGUAUCUGUUGGCAAGGCGUUGAAGAUUGCUUCCUUCACAAAGUCGUCAAAUCAGGUUCUUGCUGAGUUCGAAAAGCAGCUCGGCGAAAAGUUCAACGUCACCUAUGUCCCGCUCGAAGAUGUAAAGAGCGUUGAGAAGAAGUUUUGGGACGAAGGUAAUCCGUUGGCAGUUGUAGCGGCGCUGCGACGUAUCUGGGUUACAGGUGGCGCGGUAUACGACAAGCUGGAUAACGAGGCUCUUGGGCUCGAUGGUCAACUGCAGACUCUGGAAGAAGCAGUUCGGAACAGAAUCGAUGGAAAGCCAUUCUAA